Molecule: messenger RNA, 717 nt
Organism: Vigna unguiculata (cowpea)
Lineage: Eukaryota; Viridiplantae; Streptophyta; Magnoliopsida; Fabales; Fabaceae
Source: RefSeq, a predicted model, not a curated record
AUGAGUGGUAUGACAAAAGAGAAUGUUGUUUUUAGUGGAAAAGUGAUAGUAUUCGGAGGUGACUUUAGACAAAUCCUUCCUGUUAAUCCUAGAGGUAGCAGGUCCGAUAUUGUAAAUUCCACAAUUAAUGCAUCUUAUCUUUGGGAUCACUGUGAAGUUCUAACAUUGACAAAAAAUAUGUGUCUGCUACAACGAGGUUUACAAAGUAGUACUGCAUCCGAGAUUCAGGAAUUCUCAGAUUGGAUUGUUAAAAUUAGUGAUGGUAAGUUAGAAGAACCAAAUGACGGUUUAGUAGAAGUCGAAAUACCCAAGGAAUUUUUGAUUUCAGAGUUCAAUGAUCCGAUACAGGCAAUUGUGAAUACAACAUAUCCAGAUUUAAUUCACAAGUACACAAAAGAAUCAUUUUUGCAGAGCAGAGCAAUAUUAGCAAGGGAAGAAAAAGAAUAUCUUAUCUCUAAUUCAGUGGAUGAAUCCGCUUCAAGUGAUGCUUAUAGCAAUAUCACCUCUGAGUUCCUAAAUUCACUUAGUAUGUUUGGACUUCCUAACCAUAAGAUCAAACUAAAGAUUGGAGUACCUAUAAUGCUUUUUAGAAACUUGGACCAAGCUACAGGAUUAUGCAAUGGAAGCAGAUUGAUCGUGACCAGACUUGCAAACCAUGUCAUAGGUGCUAAAUUGAUAAUAGGUAACAAGGAUGGACAAGAAAUUUAUAUUCCUUGA